This is a messenger RNA of Lentinula edodes (shiitake mushroom), 762 nucleotides long. RefSeq lists its product as uncharacterized. NCBI's taxonomy places the organism in Eukaryota, Fungi, Basidiomycota, Agaricomycetes, Agaricales, Omphalotaceae. The transcript is spliced from 7 exons. The record is from RefSeq and is a predicted model, not a curated record. Bases 1 to 762 code for a protein of 253 amino acids.
AUGGUGGUUGAUAUUUCCUCUGACAGAGGUUUCAACGGUCUUCUCAAGGCUGUUACACUAGACAACCAAUCGAAUCCUGCUGACAUCCUCGAUGAUCUUGAAGAGAGCUAUGACACUGCGAACUUAGACAUAAGCUCUAGCCAGAGCUCAGAUUAUCUGUCAGGGCUCAACGACGCAGUCAGAGAUAUUUCUAAAGGUGUAUCAGAAAAAACAGCUAAAGAAUAUCUUCGCUGCAAUACAAUAAGUCUCAACGGUAGCUCAAUUCCAGCAAGUGUAGAAAAAUCAACCUAUACACAUGCUCAGAAGAUGCAAGCAGCUGCUACAUUUGGAUUUGGACGGAUUCAUGGCUUAGGAAUGCAGGCAUGGCACAGCAGUGAAAUUACGGGGAAGAUGCUUGGCAAUCCAUCUAUUUCUGAGAUCACACAAUCAGGGGACACUCCAACCAGUGCACGAGCAGUCACAUCAGUGCUACUCGAAAGCCUUUAUUAUUAUAACAAGCAACCCGAGUUUCAAAAACCUAAGGCUUAUCAAUCCACUUCUCGUAGUGGUCUGAAAGGCCAGUUAGAUUCAACUGCAAGAUAUAACGACAUCCAAGGAUCCCAAAAGUGGACGGGGCUUCGAACUUCACUAGAUAUCAAGCCGUUUGUUUUCUGGGAAAUGCCAGAAGAAUAUCAGCACCUGUGUGUGGACUGGAAGAAGGAUACCUUUUUCGAAAAAUACGGGCAAAUGAUCAUCUCGCAGAAGAGAAUGAACCAAUGGUAA